Microplitis mediator is the source of this 7699-nucleotide messenger RNA. RefSeq lists its product as uncharacterized. Gene Ontology annotation, molecular function: protein binding. Bases 208 to 6906 code for a protein of 2232 amino acids. Gene Ontology annotation, cellular component: nucleus. Gene Ontology annotation, biological process: DNA-templated transcription. The record is from RefSeq and is a predicted model, not a curated record. Lineage: Eukaryota; Metazoa; Arthropoda; Insecta; Hymenoptera; Braconidae. The transcript is spliced from 7 exons.
UGCGUUGCGCAGUAGUUGAUAUAUAAAGAUGGUUGUGCGCAUAAAGUUAAAGUGACUUAGGCAUCAUGUUCCGCUAAAAACAACGCUAUUUUCCGCAUGAAAAUUGACAUAUCACGGAAGAUUAAUUAUAUAAUCAUUUUUUUGCCACCACAAAAUUAUUAUUGCUACCAAAUAAUCAUAUAUUUAUAAUUAGUACAUUAAUUCAUAAUGUCCAGCACUUUUAUUAUAGAACCUCAUGAUAAGGACACAAAAAAAGACGAUAAUCUUAUUAUUGUGAUCAACGAUGAUGGAACUAUGGCUGUUGAUCAAGAGACUUUACAAAAUUUAUUAAUAAACAAAUCAAAUGCAAAUGUUAGUGUUGUGAGAGUCGGGCCAACAGACAAUGAUGUGGUCAAUGGUAAUUUAACAUUCACUGUUGAUCCAUCGCAUUUUGAACCUAUUGGUUCUCAAUCAUCUAAUACGGCCUCCAGUACCAUUGAUACUGCUCUCGAUGAUCCUUUUAUGGAAAUGGAUCCUGAACAGUUAGAGAAGCUUGAAACAGCUUUACAAAGUGAAGAAGCUAAACAAAUACUUGGAGAAAAUGUUGCUGCAAUGCUCGAUAUGUUGACAGUAGAGGAGCAUCAAAAUUCUAUUAAAUUUGCUAUAGAAUUAGAUCAUUGCUAUACCAGCCGAUCAUCACCCUUGGAUCCAGAACCGUUAGAUCCUCUACCAAUAGUGAAUUCACCUGAAAAUAAUCAGACUGACACAAUAAUUUCGACGAUACACCACCAAUCACAAUUGUCAGCAUCAGCAGUAACAGAAGAUGGAACUCAAACCGCAGUAUCUCCAGUAAAAAUAACAAUAAAAACUAAACAACCUGUUGGUCGUCCAAGAAAAAUACCAGUUUCUAGUGUCCAAACAUCAAACAUUUCCAAGUCUUCCACCACAAACAGUUUUCGAAGUUCAAUUCCUCCUCAAUCAGAGACUCGAAAAUCAGUGACAAGAGGAAAUGAAGAAGAGGAAGAUAAAACAGAAGAUUUAUCAUCUUCUACAGAGUCUUCAGACUCUGAAUCAUCAGACAAUGAUUCUGAUUUUGGACCACGUGGACCCAGAAGGUCGGGUAUUAGAGCUCGUGGAGGUCGUCGCGGACUUACGACUCGUGGUGGCAGUAUGUCAGCAACACGAAGACGCGGUACCAGCAAACGAAUGGAUAGUGAUCAAGUACGCAGGCUAGAUAUUGAAAUGGCUGCAGCAGUUGAUGCAAUGAAAAGUCCUGAAAAAUUGGAAAAAGAUGAUAAAUUACCUUCAAGUCAGUUUAGAAAACAAAUUAAAGCUGCUCCUAGUCGAAAAAAAGAUGAAGUUCCGUUACUACGUCAACCUUCCAGUGAAUCGUUAGUUGUUCCUGAAAAAAUAUUACAAACGACGAAUCAAACAAAGGCAAAUCUCAUAAGUGCUAAUAUGAUAAAAGGUGAUAUGAUUUUAACAAAACCGGGUCAACUUAAAAACCAAAAAGUUUAUUUCAUUCAAAAAAAAGUUAUUGUUAAACCUGAAGAAAUAACAAAUCUUGAAAUAAAACAAACUCCUGUAAUUACAACUAAGGAUCUUAUUAAGCCUACAAAUCAAAUCCAAACGAAGCUCAUAACUUCACAACAUGGUAAAUUGGUGGCAGUGACACCAAAGUCUACAUUUACAGUACAUACCCAGCCACAAAUCACACAGUCAGAUACUGAUGUAAAUACGAUAGCGCCACUAGUGACACAAUCUCCAGUACAAAAUCAACUUGUGCAAAAACAAAUACUUAAAAUUUCCCCUGUAACACCGUCGUUUAAAAUAAAACCGUUAAUAGAAGUAAAGAAAGAAAAAAAAAAAUCAGAAAGUAGUUGCGAGCCUUGUCCAAAAAUUGAAGAAUCUUUAAAACCACUGGAUACUAAACCUUCUGAUGGAGUUAAAAAACAUAUUAAAAAAGAACAACGAAAGAGUCCUGGUAAUUUGGCAAAUACAUUAGAGCCGGCGUUAUUUUCUACCCCUGAUAUAAUUAGAAGAGUUGGUUCAAAUGCUGAACUAAAUCCUAAAGGAUCUGAUUCAAAUAUGCCAUUUACUUUACCCUUGUCUGGUUCUAAUACUUCCGAAGCAGCUGCAAUGCCUUCAAAUGUCGUUUCAUCGGAUACUGCUCCUAAAUCUGAUGCUCCCACUAUUAAUACAGAAGUACAACCUGAAACGAAUAGUAUCAUGUCCCAAUCCUUAACUAGUGCAGACGAUCAAGCUGUGAUGUUUAAUUCUGAAGAACAAGAAGAAAAAAGUGGGCCAAAAUUAUCCGCUGCUGACGAUCUGUCUUCUUUAGACCCUGCAUCAAAUGCAAUUGUUAAUGAAGAAAUUGGAAAAUCUGAUGAUUCUGUUCAAAAUAUUGUUUCUGAUCAAAAUGGAAUAGAAGAAACAGAACAUCUUCUUGCAACAUUAGAAAUGGAAGCUAGUAAACAUGAAGAAGAAUUGCUUGCAGAGGCAUUGCUACUUCAAGAACAACUUGAUGUGGAUUUAACAGAUCCUACAUCAUUAGAUGAGUCGACUAAUGCGGAUCCGGAGUCGUUGCUGGCAACGGCGGCUUUCAACACUGAAAUGUUACCAGCUAUGAGCACGGAAUCUCCUUUAGUUAAACCAACAGAAGCACACUCGUCAAUAGAUAAUUUAGUCAACAGCCACGACUCUGAACAGCUGAAGAAGAAAAGCAUAAAAGAACAACCAGCACAAAUUAUUCGCGGUGGACGAAUAAUAACUUUGCCGCCUAUCGAGGCGCCAGCAACACGCAGCAAAAGGUUACAAGUUAAAUUUGAGCCCUCGUCUAAACUUGAUGAUCUGUCAAAAAAAAGUGACAAAGUCAAAAAACAAGUUCCACAAAUCAACCAAAUAGAGGAUAUGGAAUCUGAAAUAGAUGAUGAUGAUGAAGAAGAAAAUUCCGACUCUGAAGAUGAUCCUAACAGACUAUGGUGUAUUUGUAAACGCCCGCAUAAUAAUCGAUUUAUGAUUUGUUGUGAUGUUUGUGAAGACUGGUUUCAUGGAAAAUGUGUUCACGUGAGUAAAGCUAUGGGCAAACAAAUGGAGGAACAAGGAAUAGAGUGGGUCUGUCCUAACUGUUCUAAAAAAAAGGUUGAACAAGUACCAAAAGUAUCUAAACCACCAACAAUAAAACCAAUUAAAACAGAAUCUCCAACACCGACUCAAAAUAUUGAAACUCCAUCACCACAACCUUCAGAAAAAUCAGGCAAGCCGACACCUAGUGUUAAACAAAAUGUUUCGUCAAGUCUUGCAGUAACUCAGUGCGUUGUGUGUAAAAAAGAGGCAAGAUCGUCCAGCAUUUAUUGUUCAGACGCUUGUAUUCUUACCCAUGCCCAGGAAACAUUAAUUAAAGAUAAACAAGUAGUUCCAUCUCCUCAAUCAAAACCCAAAAGUGACACUUCAAAAUCAAAUUUAGAUGCGAGAGUGAUUGUUUUUGAGAAAAAAACAGGAAAAGUUUUGACGGGUAAUGAUGCGCCUCUAGCAUCUAAUUUGAAAACUUGGUUAAAAGAACAUCCGACAUUCGAAGUUGUUCGCUCGAGUAAUUUAAAUACUUUACAAAUCGGCGGGAAAACUCUUUCGGCGAUUCAAACACAAGGAUCAGGAAAAAUAAUGAAGGCUGAUCAACAAUCGCCAACAGUUCAACCGAAAAUGGUUUUUGCAAAAGUUAUUGGCUCUAAACAAACAGUAUUAGCAUCAAGCAAUAAAAAAGUAACUGUGAUUUCAAACUUACAAAAUUCAAAUAUCGUCUCAAAAAGUGGUCCGGUAAAACAAAUAAUUGUUGGUUCAAAUAAAAGUCCAACGAUUUUAAAACAAACGACGUUAAAAAAUGUUGUAAAUCAAAAUAAAAUUCCUCCGAUAGUAAUUAAGCAAAGUUCAGUUAAAAAACAGGAACAAAAACCUUUGGCAACACCAGUAAAGACACAACAGAAAUCUUUGAAUUUAAAAAAAUCCGAACCUGAACCAAUACGAUUAAAUGUUCGUAAAACUUUGGCGGAAUUGUUAACAAGCAGAAUUAAGGAAGCAGAUGAUUUGAAGAUAAGUAAUGAAGAAAUUGAAAAUCUCGCUUUAAAAAUAGAAUUAGAAAUGUACAAAUAUUUCCGGGAUACUGGUUCGAAAUACAAAGCUAAGUACAGAAGUCUUUUAUUUAAUAUAAAAGAUACUAAAAAUUUGACAUUAUUUAGAAAAAUAGCCGAUAAAUCUUUAACGCCGGAUGCUGUUGUUAAAUUAAGUCCUGAAGAAAUGGCGAGUCAAGAAUUAGCUGAGUGGAGAGAAAAAGAAACACAGCAUCAGUUGGAAAUGAUUAAAAAAAAUGAAUUAGAUCUUAUGGCUCAAGCAAAAUCAAUUGUCGUUAAAACUCACAAGGGCGAACAAAUAAUUGAAAAUGACGGCAAUAUUGAGGCUGUCGAUCCAAAAACUCCUGUCCAAGAUAUUGUAACUGUUUUAAAUAACGUAGAUAAUACGUGUUCAGAUAUUUUAGAUGAAAAAGAGGAUACUUUGUCUUCAUCAAUUGAAGAUUUUAAAAAAAUAAAACGCAGUGAUGACAAAAAAAUAAAAGAAAAGGAUCGCGAGAGAGAAAAAGAUGGCCAUAGAUCGAGAAAAAAUAAAGAUUUAAGGGAUAAAGAUUCAAAAAAAGAUAGAAGUACCAGUAGAAGUAAACGGCAUCGUAGCAGAGAUCGAAGUCGGGGUCGGAGAAAAAGUAAAGACGAGAAACGCGAUAAAGAAAAAAGUCGCGAGCGUGAUCGUGAAAAAGAUAAAGAAAAAAGUAAAGAUAAAUCAAAAGAUAAAGAUCGGUCGCGAAGAAGCAGCAAAAGCAGGAGUAGUUCGCACAGCAAAAGUAGUCAUAAGGAAUACAAAGAUAAGGAUAAGAAACGGAGUGAGCAUGGGGAUGAAUUGAAACGAGAUAACGAUAAAAAGAAAGAAUCGAUAGUUCAAACCGGCAAAUUAAUUGAAGAUCGUUUGUGGAGACACGUUGAGGAAGAAACGACGACCAACACAUUAGACGGCAAUGAUUCAGACGUUUCUGACAGAGAACCGAGUUCGACAGUAAAUAUUGAAACUCCAGAUAUAAAUGAUGAGGUGGAGAAAGAAAAAGAAGCUGCGGUAGAGAUUAAACCGACAAUUAUUACUAAAGAUCCAGUAAAAAAUUCAUCUCUGACAGUUUGGCGUGGGUUCGUUAAUAUGGUGGAUGUUGCUAAAUUUUUUAUAACAGCUCAAGAAGUAAGCGGGCAUGCAAAAGAACUCAUGGAAGAUUUACCAGAUACUUUUGACGUCGUUGGAAGAAUCAGCCAUGAAACUGUUUGGGAUUACAUUUCUAAAAUGAAGAAGACUGGAUCUAAAGAAAUAAUAAUAAUACGAUUUACAGCAGCUAAUGACGAAGAAAAAAUUCCAUACAUAACUCUCUACAGUUAUUUAAAUAGUCGAAGUCGGCUAGGAGUCGUUGGAAAUGUCUCGAAAAAUAUAAAAGAUUUUUACAUAAUGCCUUUUUCGAGUCAGAGCCAAAUACCGCCUGUAUUGCUGCCUCUCAACGGCCCAGGUUUUGAGGAACAACGACCUCAUUUAUUACUGGGUAUAAUUGUACAAAACAAACGGAAACGCAUAUCUCACACCCCACUUCCAGUAACAAUUUUACCUAAAGUACCGAAGAAAGAUUCUGAUCGCAGUUAUACUCCACCGCCUGUCAUUGCUAAAGAUAAGAUCGUAAAUUCAACAGACAAAACGCAACAUUUAGAUACUCUUGAAAAAUCAAUUACCAAUCCAUUGACAUCAAAUUCUUUUAAUAAAACACACGUCGGAAUGCCGAGAAAAAUAAUGGACAGUGCGACUAUUUCUAAAAUAGUUCCUGAACUUUCAGCUAAAAUCGAUUUGAAUUCUUCUGAAAAACCACUUAUGGAAAAAGAUGAUGAUGAUGAACCAUACAGCCCUGGUGAUAUUGAUGAUGACGCUGAUGAUAAAUUAUCAAAUUUAACUUCUUCUAAUAGUUUAAUAAAAACAAAUAAAGAUUCAAAUGAACUUCAAAGAAAAAUGGAUGAAAUAAAUCGUCAAAUUGAAGAACAGAAGCAACAGAUACAAAGUAUUAGUUCUUCUUUUCGUAGUGACCCUGUUCCUACGUUACCUGGUCUUGGACUUGAUCCUUCUGACACCAAUGACUCAAAUGAAGCGUACAGUCCUACGGAUGUACGUUCCUUUACUCCACCUCCUCAAGGUCUUGCUAAAUUUGCCCAACCGAUUCUUGAUAAGGUCUCAGAUAUCACAAUACCACCGAAUCUCCAAGAAAUUUUAGCUAACGUUAAGCGCCAAGAAUGUUCGAAAUUUGAUUCUUAUUUACCUUCAAAACCAAGUGCGUCAUUUUUGACUUCAAUUAAUUCAUUGAAUUAUCAAAAACUCGAAAAAGCCUACACCCCAACAGCUGUUGCUAAAGAAAAUAAAAGUACAUUACGAUCGUUGAGUGAUUUGGAUCUUAUUAAGAAAGCCGAAGAAGAACUUGCCGCAGUUGCAGCAGCUUCAGUAACCUCAGUACCAAAAAUACAGAGCUUCAAUCCUGUUCAGCCACUAGAAGUAGGCAGCUCGGAAUUUUCCACAUCAUCUAUGGAUUCCUCAGACACAAGUUAUCCUACUAAAGUUAUUGAAUCAGUACAAAUAAAUCGUAUUUCGGAACAACCAAAACCUCCGGGGCUUGAAGAUGAAGACCUUCCGACAUUCCCUUCUACUCCACCUACGUCUGAAGUUUCGCGAUUUAUGCUGGCAUCUCAAAAAGCUAUACCGCAAACUGGUACUGCUCUGUCUAUAAAACGUAAAGUUAGCGAUGAUGAUAGUUCUCUGUCACCUUCCAAAACAUCUAAAGUAAAGUCGAGAUGGGGUCAAGGACCUUCGGACUGAAUAUAAAUAAGUUUCAUUUGCUGUUUAAAUUUAUAAAUUAUUUAAGUAAGAUUAUUUUUUUAAAAAUUGGUCGUUUUUCAUAUCAAUCAUUUUUAAAUGAAUCAUUUAUAUAUUAUCAUUGUAAUUAUUUAUACCAGUUUUAUAAAACAUCAAGUACUGAGAAUACCACGAAACUUGAAUAAUGUCGGAUCAAGUAUUUUUUUCUGUAAAUAUUUAAAAAAGCAGCGGGAAAACAUAAGUAUGAUUUACUUAUUACUCUUAACUACGCUUGCGAUAAGAUUAUUUUUUGUUUGUAAAUAAUCUAAUUAAAAAAAAGAAUCAAAAAAAUAUGAGGAUAUAAAUAUUUUUCAUGUAUUGAUAUUUAAUAUUGAAAAUUAAUGAAAAUAAUAAACGACCGAAAUUACUGGGAAGAAAAAUUUGAUGUAAAUUAGCGUAGGGUAUUCUGAGAAUAAAACGUGGCUGUGUAUAUAUACUGAAUAAUAUUUAUAUAUUUGAAUUUAAUUAUCGAUAUUUGCUUAUUGAUUAUGACAAUAAUUUGUGUUUAAUCAUCGGUUUUUUAAAUUCAUUAAAUUCAUCCAUGCGUCAUUAUCUAGAGAAAUUAAUAAUAAAUUUUUAAUUAAUUGAACUAUCAUUUGCGUUACCAUUUUAUUUUAACGUAAUGAUAUAAUAGCGUAUGAUAUAAUUAAUAUAAUAAAUAUAUUAUAAUAAAUGUAUAAAUAAAUAAUUCCAAUUUAAUAUUGCUGUAGUUUAUGUAUAACAAAUUAAGUGACAAUGUAAACAAAUAAGUUUAAUU